Messenger RNA from Parnassius mnemosyne (clouded apollo), 2124 nucleotides. The record is from the annotation of a GenBank genome assembly. Lineage: Eukaryota; Metazoa; Arthropoda; Insecta; Lepidoptera; Papilionidae.
AUGGAAGACUGUUUCAGUUUAUUUGCUACUCCUACACAAUAUAAUGUACAAAAUGCUCCAAUACACUUACAAAUGGACUUGAUCGAGAUUCAAGACAACUCACUCCUAAAAUGCAAAUUUGAAGACGUAGAGAUGUGCAAUUUCUACAAAAAAUACCUAGAAGAAGACAAUUUUCCGCAGCUUAGAAAAUUCGCAAGAAGAUUGAUUUGUGCGUUUGGCAGUACUUAUAAAUGCGAACAGUUCUUUUCAUUGAUGAAAGUUAAUAAAUCAACACAUCGUACAAGACUGACUGACGAUAAUUUGGAAAAUUCUUUACGUCUUUGUAUCAGUGGAAUUAAUCCAAAUAUCGAUGGAUUUAUUUCCCAAAUUCAAGCUCAAGUAAAAAAAAAAAAAAAGUUAGCAAAUGCUUCUAAGACACACGUGGGAUCAGCAAUUUUCUAUAACAAGCAAGGCAACAAUGAAUGUUGGAGUGACGAUGAAUUGGCAAAACUUCGCGCUAGGAAAAUUUUCGAACAGUUGAUGCCAUCUAGUGUAUAUCCUGAAAAAAUAAACAGUAGGUAUAUAAGAGAAAUGCUGAGUUAUUUUCGUUAUGCUUUGCGUAACGUUGUAAAGGACGCAGAUCCUCAUGCUGCUAGCCUUUUGAAAACAGCACUCGCUGAUACCAUGGGCGCCCACUUAACAAAGGAAAUUUUACCAACUGCGAGAUUUUCAUAUUACGCUGGUUACGUUCCUUAUAGAUCUGUUAGAGAAUUGCAUGACUUUUUAGAACACAUAAAGUUACUUUUAAAUACUCAAGGCUUAGGAUGGGCUCGGCCUGAUCGUGUUCCUCGAUGGAGUAACUUAACUGUAGUCAAGGUUUUCGCAGGAUACGGUAAACUAGUGAACCCGUGUUCGUGUUUGGUUACAAAGAGAGACACAAACUCUUGUAUACAUUUGCCGAAGCCAAAACUAGACGAUGAAUUCGAACCAUCAGCAAUCGCUUUGCCUUUUAAAUUUGGAGGAUUCGUUAGCUUGACGUCACCCGGCUCAGAAAAUAUUUUACUAAGAUAUUACACGACUGCGACAAGAUGUAUCUUGCGUAAAUCACCAGAACCAUGCAGGCACAUCGAUUUUUUGAACUUCAAUAAUGAAUUAUGGCAUUGGAUGAAAAGAGACGUAGCUCCACAUCUUAUGGAUGAAAAACUUUACUCAGCAUAUGGAGGUAUUUUACGUGUUGCCGCUGCAGUUCAAAGCUAUGGUAAAGGUCUUUCUCGGCGUAACCUCUUUGAAAACGAAGAUCAAGGGGUUUUAAAAUGGCAUCCUUGGAAAACUCUUACGGACACGUAUAUAUACAUGGAUCCAGAGUGGAGUCCGAAAUUGUACGUGGUUUUGGUUUUAUUAGCCGCUAUUUUUAUUUGUCUUCUACAAACUUGUUAUACUUAUAUAAUCGGAAAAACUAAUGCGUGUCAUUGUACAGGCCGCAAUAGUAACAUUACGAAUUCUAAGGAAAACGAUUAUAGAAAGGUGGAGUCGGUUAUUCCCCUCGCACAUUUACAUCAGAGCUCUGUAUAUUACAGCGAUCACAAACGUCUCAAGUGUACUCCAUCCAGGACCAAAACUUCUUCUCUUGGUUCUACAAAGACACAAAGGGUAUAUGAUUUCCAUGAGAACACAGAAAAGAUGAUGGCAGUUAUAAUGAGCGAUAACGAAGAGACUAGUGACGUCGAAUCUCUGUCGCCUUCAAAACGAGAAGAGAGUGAAGAAAUCCUGGGCAAUAUUAUAUUAGACGUUGGCGAAACUGUGAGAGCAAAAAGUCCACCGAAAAUUGAAACGUCUAUAUCCCAAGUAAAAAUAGAUAAAACGCCAAACGCGAAUCGUUUGCAAAUGUAUUCAGCGAGUACAGUCACUCAUUCGGAAAUGACUUAUUGUCAUGAAGAACAAGAUACGGGUUCGGGUUGGUCGGUUACUUCGACUUCGGAGCAAUCAAUUUCUUCAGACAGUUCAAAAUCUCGAUGCCGAAAAGUGAGAAGUUCGCGUGAUUUAGCAUGGGCAAGACGUGUUGCUUCUAAGGCUUCUCAAGCCAAGUCAAAGUCAAAAACCGAAUUUGAUGGUAACUCUUUUGCAACACCGCCAUCCCCACACUAG